Molecule: messenger RNA, 1400 nt
Organism: Arachis stenosperma
Lineage: Eukaryota; Viridiplantae; Streptophyta; Magnoliopsida; Fabales; Fabaceae
Product: 1-aminocyclopropane-1-carboxylate oxidase homolog 1-like
Exons: 3
Coding region: 298-1392 (364 amino acids)
Source: RefSeq, a predicted model, not a curated record
GGCUCCAACUAUGCACAUUGAGUUGAAGCUAUGCUAGGAUUUCUUAAAGGACGUAAAUUAUGGUGAUAUGUGAUUGGUGAUAUUGCUGAUCCUGUUAAGCCAAUUGUGACUAACAACUCCAAAGAUGGUGCCUCCAAAUUCAAGAAGGAUGCGGAGAAAGAAAAGGACUAUGUAGAGAAAUUGGACUUUAUGACAUUGAAAUUAUUUUAGAAGUCCAAAAUAUCAUCUCUUCUCAAAAGCUAUUUUCUCAUAAAAUAAAAUCUUUUUAAGAUUAGAAGCAUUUUGCACUCUCCAACAAUGUCUGUCGCCGGCACCGGCGGAGUUUCAACAUCUUACAAUCGUCUCCAGCAACUGAAGUCCUUCGAUGAAUCCAAAGCUGGCGUCAAGGGCCUCGUUGACUCUGGCAUCACCAAACUCCCACAAAUCUUCAUCCGCCCUCCGGAAGAACUCGCCGCCGACAACCAGACUCCGUCCCAGUUCACGAUUCCGGUCAUCGACCUCAAGGGUGUCUCCGGAGACCGUUCCAAAGUGGUUGCCGCAGUUCGAGAGGCGGCGGAGACGGUGGGGCUGUUCCAAGUGGUGAAUCAUGGGGUGCCAUUGAAGGUGCUGGAAGAAACGCUGACUGCGGCGCGUGAGUUCCACGAGUUGCCACAGGAGGUGAAGGGAGAGUAUUACACGAGGGAUAAGAUGAAGAAGGUGAAGUAUGGUAGCAACUUUGAUUUGUAUCGAACGAGAUAUGCUAAUUGGAGAGACACACUGUUCUGUGUUAUGGGUCCUGAUCCUCUUCAUCCUCAGGAAUUGCAUUUGGUUUGUAGGGAUGCAAUAAUGGAGUACUCAUGGCAGAUUAAGGUAUUGGGGAGCCUUUUAUUUGGAUUGUUAUCAGAAGCACUUGGACUGAACCCUGAAUAUCUUGAAAGCAUAGAUUGUGCAAAAGGGCAUUCAAUUCUGUGUCACUAUUAUCCACCAUGUCCUCAGCCUGAACUCACUCUUGGCACUACCAAACACUCAGAUCCUGGCUUUCUCACAAUUCUGCUCCAAGAUCACAUUGGUGGCCUACAAGUUUUGUGGCAAAAUCAGUGGAUCAAUGUUCCCCCUGUUCAUGCUGCUUUGGUAGUUAACAUUGGAGAUAUGCUGCAACUGAUAUCUAAUGACAAAUUGAAAAGCGUGGAGCACCGUGUUGUGGCAAACCAUAGAGGGCCAAGGGUAUCAGUUGCAUGCUUCUUCACUCUUGAUAACCCAUCACAAAGAAUAUAUGGCCCCAUCAAGGAGUUACUUUCACAAGAUAACCCCCCUCUCUAUAGGGAUACAUUGUUACAAGAUUUUAAUGCUUAUUACUAUAACAAGGGACUUGGUGGCAAUUCUGCUCUUGAUCAUUUUUUGUUGCAAAGGUAAAAAAAAGA